Molecule: messenger RNA, 1820 nt
Organism: Oreochromis aureus
Lineage: Eukaryota; Metazoa; Chordata; Actinopteri; Cichliformes; Cichlidae
Product: programmed cell death 1 ligand 1-like
Exons: 3
Coding region: 419-853 (144 amino acids)
Source: RefSeq, a predicted model, not a curated record
UGUGGGUUUUGCUAAGCAAACAUACCUGAGGCACGUCUCUAAAACAGAAUGUCAAAGCGAAACAAGAGUCAGUUAGUUCAUUGUAACGUAUGCGACACACACACACACACGUGCAAAACUCCGCCACAUUCAUCUAUGUGGUAGAUUUGAGUUCAGCUACAGAUUUUUUUCACUUUUUUUAAAUUGCUCGUGUUGAACAAACCUUAAUCAGGUUCCUUUUGACCUACAGAGAAAGCAGAUGGAUUAUACCAAGCUCACACUUUUUAUCUUCAUAUGGAUUUUUUUCCCAACCUGAUGAUCAGAAGAGUGUUUGAGGAUUCAAGACUUUCUUAAGAACAGCAGUAAAAACCAGAAAAAUAUCACAGCUGCAUCUGGACAGAAUGUUACUCUGACAUGUCGAGCUUCAAACAACAACAUCAUGGUUGUAGAGUGGAGCAGAGCUGACCUUAGAGAUGAAUACGUGUUUGUUUACCGAGAUGGCCGAUUUGAACCAGAUGACCAGCAUCCAUCUUUUAAGAACCGGGUGGAUCUGCAGGACAGACAGAUGAAGGAUGGAGACGUGUCUUUGAUUCUGAAGGACGUGACGAUUAAUGAUGCUGGAACAUACGAGUGUCGUGUCUUCCAGGAAGUAGAAGGACCUAUGACUCUAAUCAACAGCACCAACCUGGUCGUUGAUCCUCCAGGAAAACAAGGAGGACACACAGAGGAUGGAUCUGUUGAACUGAAAAUUGGUCUGUCAGUUUCUGCUGUGCUUCUUGUUGCUGCUAUUGUUGGAUUAUUGAUCUACAGAAAACAUAAACAAAAGCAGAGUCAGGAUUCAUACCAGCCUCCUGUUGAAUUGCAGGUUGUUUGAAAUGUCUCAGUUUUUCUCCUGCUGCUGUUCAAACUCCGUGUUGUCAGUGAACAAUCAGGUACAGACAGAUGAUCUGAUCAUCCAGCAGACAGACAUCAAACAUGUCCAGACUGUGUUAGUGUGUCUCUGUGCUGUCUGUCAGAGACUCUGUGAACUACUAGUGUUUGUUCAUCUUCACUGCUCAUCUUAUUGGUACUUUUCUGUAGCAUAUUUUUUUCAUAUUUAUAUCCUGUAUUUUCAAACCCCCAAAAAUCUCAAAUGUUGAUAGAGAUAAAAAAAAUAAAAUAAAAUUCAGCCUGUAAACACAAAAUAUUCAGUUUGUGAGUUCCUUUAUAUAGCUCAUAUUAAAACAAAUUCAAGUCUCACAGAGAUGAAAAAACCUGCAGUGUAUACUGUGAGGGUAGUUCAACACAAUCAGUCUUUAGCUGGCUUGACAAACCUACAUUAAAACUCCAGCUGCAGAUAACUGGUAUCAGAAAGCUGGUUAUCGAUCUCUGUUCAGCUGGGCUUUCUGCUCAGACUCUUGUCUGCACUCACACUGAAAGGAGUGUUUUGCAAGUCAUGUGACCCUUUUUCCACACAAUCACAGUUGUUAUCAGAUGGUGAUGAGAAAUAUUUUAACCACUGAGCACACUCUCAGUGCUGGUGUUUAUUUCUAAGGUGACAGCUGCACAUUAGUGCUGUGGAUCUUUACACUGGAUCCCUUUAAACAUUAAACUUUAUGUCCCACAGCCUGAUAACAGAGAUGUGUGAAUCACUUCAGUUUGUCUCAGAUCAAAGUGAAAUUAGUUUUAUUGAUUGAACAGCUUUACCUGGUGUUUGUUCUGUGUUCUAGUAACUGCAAUUUUUCUGUAUAUGAGACUUGACAGCAGAUUAGAAUCAAGUACAAGAAUAUUUCUACAUUCUCCAAAUAACAUAAGCACAUGUCCAUAACAUUAAGACCCACAGCUGGAGCUUUGUUUAGUGG